Molecule: messenger RNA, 2665 nt
Organism: Larimichthys crocea (large yellow croaker)
Lineage: Eukaryota; Metazoa; Chordata; Actinopteri; Sciaenidae
Gene: bcl2l13
Product: BCL2 like 13
Exons: 7
Coding region: 323-1984 (553 amino acids)
Biological process (GO): apoptotic process; regulation of apoptotic process
Cellular component (GO): membrane; mitochondrion
Source: RefSeq, a predicted model, not a curated record
AUUGAAUGGCCCGCCGUACUGAGCACAAGUUGUAGCACUUGUCGGCUAACUAGUGAGAGUGUUAUUUUGAAGGUUAUGACGGGAAGACAGGGGUUAUAUUCCCGCCAGCUUCUUCCAUUGCUCACUCAGUGUGCUAGUGCUACUGCUGCUGCCUACCAGUGGUGGUCUGCCCUCUUCAGCUAUUGCUGCUGGGGACUGUGUCGCAUAUUUCCUUUCAACUUGUCGUCUGUCAGCACCUGGUUGCCUUUGGACAAGGACGGUGUGACGUCCAGAUUCGUCUGUAAGAACUUAUGUGCCUGAGAGUCUGACACACGUCUGAUCAAUGGCUACCUCAGGCUCUGCCUCCAUCACCGCCGCCGCCACCGUGCCUGAGGAUUUCCAUUAUGAAACCAAGUACAUCGUGCUCAACUACCUGGGACUGCUGCCUGCUAGUAGAUCACAGACCGCAUGUCAGGGAGAUGGCCAGAAUGAGAGAGAGAGGAUGACGAUGAUAAAGGGGCAGAUAGAGGAAGAGCUGAGACAACUGGAAGAUGAAAUCGCUGCCUCCUUUUCAACUACAGGCUUUGACCGGCACACAUCGCUGGUGUUUAAUCCCGCCAACCCAGAGACCUCUGUUGAAGACUGCCUUGCUGCAGUGGGAGACCACGUGGUCCGAGAGCUUGACACACACCUGGCAGAAGCCGUACACAGACUCUUUGAAGGGCCUUUGGAUUACCAGAAAUUCAGAGACGCAACAAUGGAACUCUCAACACACGCACAGGGAGGAUGGAGCAAAGUGCUAGUGCCUUUGGUGCUACUCCAGGCUUUACAAUACGAAGGCCAGUCACUGGAAACUCUGUUGCACCUUGGGGUGCGCUUCCUAGAGGAGGAUGAAGCUGGCUACAUCAUCCAGCAAGGAGGAUGGAGUGAAAUAUUCAAACUUGAGUCAGAGGAGGAGCGAGGUGUGACCAUCGCUGAAGACAGCAACGACAUUUACAUCCUCUCAGGAGAGCAGCAUCCUGACCAGCUCAGCCCGCCCUCCUCGUUGCUCUGCACCGGAGACAACAGCAGUGAGCAGAGCUCCUGGCAGACGGAAAGCUUACCUGUGUCUCUGGCCGGCCACGAGUCUUGGGCACAGGUCGGUGUGAUGGACCCCGAAGACGUCAAGAGCCUGGACAGCAAUGAGGGCAUGGCUCUGGCCGAGGAGCGCAGCGAGAACAACUCCUCAAACUCUGACAUUGUCCACGUUGAGCGCGAGGAGGCCGAGAUGCUGGAGGAAGGCGGUGAGGUUGGAGCGAUAGAAGAAAGCAUGAUGAGUGUUUUAGGCACAGAGAGCGAGCUGGCCGAGCUCAGGGGAGAAUUUAGGGACCAGACUCCACCUGUUCCAUUGUCAGCCGAGGCAGACUCCACAGCCCCAGCCUCCCUGCUGUCAUUAGAGGACGCAGUUGAAAUAGAGACGCCUCCAGUCUUGUCAGCAGAGCCCUCCCUCAUCUCCUCUGAACCAGAGCUACUUCCCCCAAUCCCAGAAGCUUCUGUACCCCCUCCCUCUGCGCCAGAAAUGUUUGCCUGUCCAGUAGUUGUAUCUGUUCCUGCAGUAGAACCAGAGCCUGAGCCAGAAAUUUUUGCCUGUCCAGUAGAUUUAUCUGUUCCUGCAGUAGAACCAGAGCCUGAGCCAGAACCUGCCCCAGUGCCUGCUGAGGUGGCAACCCCAUCAAUAGCCAAGGAAACCCCGGCAGCACCAGCGGAACCUGAAGCCACCUCAGAACCAGCCCCUAAACCGGAACAGGCCGAGCCCGACGCAGUGCCUCCCCAGCCACAACCAGAGACUGCGGCAGAGCUGGAGGCCCCACAGGCUGCAACCAUUGUCCCGGAGUCCCCUGCAGCUGAAAAGCCCCCAGUGCCGGAGCCAGAAUUAGAGCUCCCAGUGCUGCUGUGUGGAGGUGCUGCACUGGUGGCCCUCGCUGCUGUAGUGGCAUACGGUGUGCUAAGCUUCAGGAGGAAGUAGAAAAGUAUCUUUGUCAGGGAAGGAAAAUGAAAGUUUCAAGGUGUUAGAAAUAAACUGAUAGUGUUGGAUUUAUCAACUGAGGCUGCAUUUUUUUUUUUUUCUCAAUCUCCCACGCAUUUGAAGGUUUCACAUCUGUGAAAACACCCCCACAAUCUUACUGCUGAGAGUCAGACGCAGAAAGGGGAAAACCAUGCACUCCACUGUUCUCCUGAUUUUCAAUGUUUUUCUUCUCUUAAUCCUUUUUUGGGCAAUUUUGUGUUAGUGUGGUGGACUUUUAUCCCUCUUCUGCUAGUUUCAGAUUCUUUUGUGUCUGUGGCUCACUGUUAGGAUUGUUUUGUGCCAUUUGAGUCAGUGUACUUUCAUGGAAAAUUCACUGACACUCCCUUAGCUGAAACAAAUCUCAAAGCCCAUAUUUACUGUUGCUGUAUGACUAGGCUGUCUGGCAUUUUAUUUAUAACUCCCCCUCUUACUGUGAUGAGUUAGUUUGACACUUUCUGAUAUUCAAAUUUAAACCAGUAAUUUGAUUUUAGGUGUCAGUUUGAAAUUGCUGACACAGAACGGGCAUAUUUGGUUAGAUUUAUGUUCCAUCUUUCCAUAUUGCACAAGGGAUCUGUAACACUUCAGAUGGAGUGUGUUUUUAGUUUUUUUGUGUAUUGAAAUAUUAAAGAUUUUGCCCAAGAA